GGAAGCGGCGGCGGCGGCAGCGGGAGCAUGGCGCGGCGCGGGUCUGACUCCGACUCCAGCUCGGAUUCCGGCUCCGAGGACUCCUCUCUCUCGGACUCGGAGCUCCAGGAGGCCUUCUCGAAGGGUGCGCUGAAGCCGGGGCUCAACGUGGUGCUGGAGGAGCGUCCGAAGCGACGCAACGACGUGAACGGCUUGAAGCACUGCCUGUCCGAAUUUAAGCAGCAGCUGGCUUGGGUGGAAAGGCUGGAUGUGACCUUGGGCCAGGUCGUGGACCCCAUCUCGCAGAGUGCUUCUAACGAAGAUGCUGUUGAUCCUGAGAAUGAUUUCCAGAGAGAGAUGAGCUUUUACCGGCAGGCUCAGGCAGCGGUUCUGGAAGCCCUACCUAGGUUGCAUAAACUCCAAGUUCGUACAAGAAGACCAGAUGACUACUUUGCAGAGAUGGCCAAAUCAGACCAACAGAUGCAGAAGAUUCGACAGAAGCUCAAGAGUAAACAGGAAGCAAUGGAGAAGUCUGAGAGAGCAAAACAGCUCCGUGCAAUGAGAAAAUACGGCAAAAAGGUACAAAAUGAGAUUCUGCAGAGGAGGCAGAAGGAGAAAAAAAAUAUGUUGAAUGCUGUCAAGAAGUACCAGAAAGGUCUCUCGGAUAAGCUGGAUUUUCUAGAGGAAGAGCAGACAUCAUCUCAGGGGAAUAAAAAAGGCAGUGCAAAUCAACGGAUGAAGAAGGGACCAAAUGCCAAAAGACGAUACAAGAAUCAGAAGUUUGGUUUUGGUGGGAAGAAGAAAGGCUCAAAGUGGAACACAAAGGAGAGUUUUAAUGAUGUAUCCAGCUUUCGGUCAAAAGUUGCUCACAACAAAGGUCCAAGAAAAGGAGGAAAGAAGGCCCUCAAUAAGAGACCUGGAAAGAGAGCAAGGCAGAAAAUGAAGAGCCGAGCACGAUGAGAGGACUGUGCUCCCCAGUGGGGUUCCUAUGUUUCUAUGUGGCAAGAUGUGUUAUGCUGUCAUCAAGCAGCCAACCAUGGAGCAAGCUGGAUACUUCCAAGUGCCAAAAAAAAAGUCAGUGGAAACUAGUGCCUUAUCACUAAUUUCUUCUCACUGUCUGUUCUCUUGAAAGAUUGUUUUCUGCUUAAACCUUUGAUGCGCGAACACAUUAAAUGGUUUGCACACAACUAUGUCAGGUUCAUGUUUAGCUGUUUUAUGAGUGGUGACUGCAAGCUUGCCUUUUAUUCUCGUCAUUCUGACAGCUUUUUCCAUAGCUGAUGUUGACAUGCAUUUGGUGAACUUGAGUUCUGGGUCAUGUUGCUGAUGUCAGAAUAAGUCAGAAGUCUGUCAAGAUGGUAAAAGUGUUUUUUAGACUCUUUCUAUAGAUGGGUUUGACAACAGCAGUGAGUCAAAGGCAGCAAUCUUACAAAUAGGUUUAUUUCUGUGACUGUUGUCAGCCUGCAAAUCUGGAUAGACUGAGGUUCACUCUACCCUCUUCUCUCUCCCCCUUGUUUUGUCAGAAAUCUAGCAGAGUCUCCUAAUAACAAGAGCCUAAUACAUUAGAUCUCAUUAACUGCUUUUGAGUGGCUUUGCCACUCCUCUACUGUGGAUUCUUGCACUACUCCUCACCGUGCCUCAUGGCAGCCAUUUAUUUAGAGAUAUCGGUUCUCCGGCGUGGGAAGUAGAGUCUGCAGUCAGUGCGAUCCACGUGUAUCUGGGAAAGAAAAAUAAUGAAUAGCUUUUACUAGCAUUGGUAGUAGUAGUCCCUCCUGAGAAGAGUGAUGCAUGGUGUUCUUGCUGCUGAGACUCACUCGAGUGACAAAUGAGUAAGCUACCACUGAUUUGAGAAUGUACAGUUCACUGCUUUGCUACGGUCAAACUUGGUGAUAAAGGAAAACGAUGUAUGAAACAGCAUUGUGAAUCCUGACUAUAAAUGUGACUCACUUCCCUGUGCUCAAGUUUAGUUGCCUCUUUCCUGACAGUCUGAUUCUACCAGCAGCAUCUAACUGCAUAAAGCUCUUCUGAGAUGUCAUCUGUAGCCUUUUGCAUAAUGAAAAGUUGCAGAAGACUCUUAUUUUCUUAAUUAUCUUAAUUUUCUUUGUAACAGGCCAAAAUUAAUCAGGGUCUUAUUUGCCUUUCUUAAAACACUAAUCUACAGAGUCAGUCAUCAUCACAGUUACUCAUUUGUCAGAUAUGAUUGAUGUCUCAGCUAGUUAAUAAGAUUUCUUUUCCUCCUCCUUAUUCACGCUUCCCCAAAUGAAUCAUCACUGGUGUAUUCUGCCUUGGGUAUAUGUAGCUGAUUAUUAAUUUUAUGGUUCUGCUUGCAAUUUGUUUGAAAGAUGCUCUACAGCAGCAUGUUUCUUUCCACAGUACUUAUGUAUGUCACUUCGCAUUGCUUACUACAUUAUUUCGUAUGGCUGAGUGCUCUAAUAAACAGCUCAGACUACAUAUGUGACAUUUGACAAUA
Pogoniulus pusillus (Red-fronted tinkerbird) is the source of this 2446-nucleotide messenger RNA. RefSeq names its product EBNA1 binding protein 2 (gene EBNA1BP2). Bases 28 to 939 code for a protein of 303 amino acids. The transcript is spliced from 9 exons. Lineage: Eukaryota; Metazoa; Chordata; Aves; Piciformes; Lybiidae. The record is from RefSeq and is a predicted model, not a curated record. Gene Ontology annotation, cellular component: nucleolus; preribosome, large subunit precursor; nuclear periphery. Gene Ontology annotation, biological process: rRNA processing; ribosomal large subunit biogenesis.